CGGGGGGAGGCGGAAACGCUACAUAAAGACGCGCUGAGCGUGCCGAGACGACCGGCGUGGACGCACGAGAUGCGAGCGGAGGAGGUGGAUGAAAACGAACGGCGCGGGUUUUUGGAGUGGCGGCGCGCGCUGGCGGCGGUCGAGGAAGAUUCGAGGUGCUCGCUGACGCCGUUCGAGAAGAACUUGGAGAUUUGGCGACAGUUGUGGCGAGUGUGCGAGCGAUCGGACGUCGUCGUGCAAGUGGUGGACGCGCGAGAUCCGUUGUUUUAUAGAUGCGAGGAUUUGGAGGCGUACGUCAAGGAGCUGAAUCCGGGCAAGGCGACGAUGCUGCUGUUGAACAAGGCGGAUUUACUCAGUAAAGAACUUCGCCGGGCGUGGGCGGAGUAUUUCAACGCCAAAGGGAUUUCAUUCUUGUUUUGGUCCGCUAAGGCGGCGUACGAGGAGAUUGAGGCUGAACAAAUCGCCGCCAAGGCGGCGCAGACGGCGAAGGAGCUCGAGGAGACAAACAGGCGAUUGACCCUUCACGCGGCGCACAUUUGGUCCCGCGCCGAGCUCUUAGACAUUCUACAAAAGCGCGCGGAAGCGGCGGUGGAGGCCAUGGGUUCGACUCGAGUGAAACGUAAAGGCCCACAAGCGAACCGUGUCGUGGUCGGUAUGGUGGGUUACCCGAACGUCGGCAAGUCGAGCACGGUGAACGCCAUCGUGGCGUCGAAGAAGACGGGCGUGAGCGCCACGCCCGGUAAAACGAAGCACUUUCAAACCCUCGAGCUCGGCGACGAUUUGCUUCUGGCCGACUGCCCAGGUCUCGUGUUUCCGACAUUCUCAACGUCAAAGGCGCAUUUGGUGUGUAACGGCGUCAUACCCGUCGAUCGUCUCACGGAUGUCACCAAGCCGAUCGAAAUCAUCGCCGAACGUAUUCCGAGGUCCACCAUCGAACACGUGUACAACUUGACGCUUCCAUUACCCGCGCUCCAUGAAGACCAAGGGAGAAACGCAACCGCUCGCGAAUUCCUGCGGGCGUACUGCGCUGCGCGCGGGUACACCGUUCAAGGCAAUAGACCGGACGAAGUUCGCGCCGGUCGCGCCGUGCUCAAGGAUUACAUCAGCGGAAAGCUGCUGUAUUGCGUCGCCCCA
Messenger RNA from Ostreococcus lucimarinus CCE9901, 1134 nucleotides. RefSeq lists its product with no specific name. Lineage: Eukaryota; Viridiplantae; Chlorophyta; Mamiellophyceae; Mamiellales; Bathycoccaceae. The annotation marks the transcript as partial. The transcript has 2 exons. Gene Ontology annotation, molecular function: GTPase activity; GTP binding. Gene Ontology annotation, cellular component: cytosol. The record is from RefSeq and is a predicted model, not a curated record.